UCAUCCCUGGACCAUUUGCAACCUGAGAUGGUGGAGGCGAUCGAGGCACUGCGAGUGAGCCCUUCUGAAGGCAACAUCAUUCGAGAUGAGGAUAUUGCUGGUGAGCUCUUUCGAUCACCUGCAGAUGAUGAGUGUACCAUUGGCAGGUUUGAAGUUCGCAAAACAAACAAUCACCGAAGUACUGAUAAUGCCACAGAAGUUCCCGCAGCUUUUCACUUCCCCUUUGACAAGACCACCAAGAGGCAUACUUCUCUUUGGACCACCCG
Molecule: messenger RNA, 266 nt
Organism: Perkinsus marinus ATCC 50983
Lineage: Eukaryota; Perkinsozoa; Perkinsida; Perkinsidae
Exons: 1
Source: RefSeq, a predicted model, not a curated record